Molecule: messenger RNA, 1413 nt
Organism: Lathyrus sativus (Indian pea)
Lineage: Eukaryota; Viridiplantae; Streptophyta; Magnoliopsida; Fabales; Fabaceae
Source: the annotation of a GenBank genome assembly
AUGGCUCCUCUUGCGUUCUUUUUCUUGUUCCUUUCGCUAUCAUUUUCUUAUUCAGAAGCAGGAUCUAUCGGAAUCAACUACGGAAGAAUAGCGAAUAAUUUACCACCACCGUCGAAGGUGGUUGAGCUCUUGAAAACACAAGGUAUCAGCCGCGUGAAGCUCUACGACACAGAGUCCACCGUCCUCACCGCACUUUCAAACUCCGGCAUCAAAGUUGUCGUCGCCAUGCCAAACGAGCUUCUCUCCAACGCCGCCGCGGACCAAUCCUUCACCGACACAUGGAUCCAAACAAACAUCGUUAACUACUACCCCGCAACUCAAAUCGAAGCCAUUGCUGUUGGAAACGAAGUCUUCUUAGACCCCAAAAACACGACAAACUACCUUGUACCCGCUAUGAAAAACGUUCAAGCUUCCCUAGUAAAAAAGAAUCUCGACAAAGCUAUUAAAAUCUCUUCCCCGAUAGCAAUCUCCGCUUUACAAUCUUCUUACCCAACCUCAUCUGGUUCUUUCAAAACCGAACUAAUUGAACCGAUUAUUAAACCGAUGUUGGAGUUUCUUCAUCAAACCGGUUCUUCCUUAAUGGUUAACGCUUAUCCUUUCUUCGCUUACGCUGCUAACUCAGACACAAUUUCAUUAGAUUACGCUUUGUUUAAACAAAACCCUGGUGUAGUUGAUUCCGGUAACGGGUUAAAGUAUAGUAACCUUCUUGACGCUCAAAUUGACGCGGUUUAUGCUGCCAUGUCAGCACUUCACUACGACGACGUUGGAAUAACCGUUUCGGAAACGGGAUGGCCUUCGUUAGGUGACUCUAACGAGAUUGGAGCUGGUGAAGACAAUGCGGCGUCGUAUAAUGGAAAUUUAGUGAGGAGAGUUUUGAAUGGAAGUGGGACCCCUUUGAGACCAAAUGAACCGUUAGAUGUUUUCUUGUUUGCUCUGUUUAACGAGAAUCAGAAAACGGGUCCUACGUCGGAGAAAAACUAUGGGUUGUUUUACCCUAGUGAGGAAAAGGUUUAUGAUAUUCCGUUGACGAUGGCGGGGGUUAAUAAUAAUAAAACGUCGUCGGCGUCGGCGGGAGGGGGUGUUGGGAGGAGUGUGGUUCCGGUGAAAGGUGACGUGUCGGCGGUGGCGAAUCGUGGUGAGACGUGGUGUGUGGCGAAUGGUGGUUAUUCUGAGGAGAAACUGCAACACGCGCUUGAUUACGCAUGUGGGGAAGGUGGGGCUGAUUGUAGUCCGAUUCAACCGGGUGCCAUGUGUUAUAAUCCGAACACGUUGGAGGCGCAUGCUUCGUAUGCUUUCAAUAGUUUUUAUCAGAAGAAGUCACGUGGGAGUGGCACGUGCGACUUUGGUGGUGCUGGUUAUGUUGUUACUCAACCUCCUAGGUAUGGAACAUGCAAUUUUCCCACAGGAUAUUGA